Diabrotica virgifera virgifera (western corn rootworm) is the source of this 1975-nucleotide messenger RNA. RefSeq lists its product as uncharacterized. Gene Ontology annotation, molecular function: protein binding. The coding region runs from base 9 to 1892 and encodes 627 amino acids. NCBI's taxonomy places the organism in Eukaryota, Metazoa, Arthropoda, Insecta, Coleoptera, Chrysomelidae. The transcript is spliced from 8 exons. The record is from RefSeq and is a predicted model, not a curated record.
CCGAAACGAUGUCGAUUAAAAACAUCAUCCCAAAAUCUGAUGGAGCAACUGUUACAAUUGUUGAUUUAAGCUGUUCAUCAUUGUUCGGACCACUAGAUAUACAAUUCGAGUUAACUUGCCUCAGCGAUUGGUGCAGAACAGAAGCACCUACAAAGUUUAAUAGGUCGUAUAAUCCAACUAAUUUUAACUUCGAUGUAAGUGGCUCUUCCAUUCUACCUUUCACAAAUUAUGCUAUAGCGGUAAUAAUUCACAGAUAUACCGUUAGGAAUGCUGUUGACUAUAAGGAGUUUAAAACUCUACCCUCAGUUGCCAAUAAAAUUUAUGGCUUAGAGAAGUACAACAAUAGUAAGAACUCAAUUUCGUUACGCUGGAAACCACCGUACCCUCCCACUGGAAUUUUAGACAAAUAUUCUAUUCUAUACGCCACAAGCAGAACAGGAAUAGAAUAUGUACCUGUUACAGAAUGGUCAGAAUGUACAUUUUGGAAAGGGUAUCAUUGUGCAACGAUAGAUGAACAAAUUUCCUUCAAAAAUGCAUACCGGAUACAAGUUUCUGCAGUAAAUAAGGAUCAAGCAAAUGGACCCUACUCAGAUCCCAUUAAAGUAUAUAUAGGAGAACAGGGACCAUCCAAGGUAUAUAACUUGGAAGCUAUUUGGACGCCAAAAAAUGAUUUAAAUAUUUCAUUUUACCAUCCCAACGAUACUAAUGGAGAACUUCGAAGCUUUGAAAUAAUAAUUAACGAUAAUGAUAGAUUUCCGAUAAGGCAAUUUGUUACAGAAUAUAUGCCUAUAUACCAAUAUCAAAUUGAUUCUCCGCCAUUUAUGAAAUGCAACACUUUAAGACUGAAAGUUCGAGCCCAUAAUAUAUAUAAUAAAGGCGAAUUCUCAUUUAUUGCUGUUGAUACACCGCCAUCCUUACCGAAAAAUAUUGAAAGCAUUGUGAGGAACAGUACCAAUACUACAAUAACAUUGGAAGUUAAAAUACGACAAAAAAGCAGAGUAGACAGUUGUAGUAUUUAUACUUUAAAUCCCUAUGAAGUAGAUGAAUUAGAACUCUUUUUUUAUAAAUUUGCUUCGGAAAAUCAUUUGAAAUUGGUGAACACAUCUUUAAAUAUUAAUUCAACCAUCAAUUUUGUUAUUGGAAAAAAUGAUAGUACCAUCAAUUCUCCUUUGGAUCCAGGAACAAAUUAUACUAUAACAGUAGUUCUAGCAAAUACCUGUAAUAAUAUAACUCGAAUGGCAAGGGAAAAAAUAUUUGUACGAACCAAGGGUGAUCGAGUUUUACCCGUUGUGAAAAUUCCUACUCAUGGAAGAUCUAGAAAGAUUGUGACUCCUGGAAGAUCCAGAAAUAUUGUAAUGAAUGUUCUAUGGGGUGUUCUUGCAUUAUUACUACUUUGCGAUAUUGGUCUUUUUUGUUAUCUCGUGAAGAAAUAUCCUAAUUGUCGAAAUAUAUGGAGACGGCGACAAUCUAAUGAAUAUUUGGAUGUUUUUGCCGAUAUUUCACCAAUUACUACUUCAAAUGAUGACGUCAGCAGACCAGGUACAUCAGGGCAGGCAAGCAGACCAGGGCAGGCAAGCACAUCAGAUCAGGCAAGCACAUCAGGCCAGGCUAGCACAUCAGGCCAGGCUAGCACAUCAGGCCAGGCAAGCACAUCAGGUCACGCAAGUACAUCAGGUCAGGCAAGCACAUCAGGUCAGGCAAGUACAUCAGGACACGCAAGUACAUCAAGGCACGGCAAUUCAUCACGACCCAGAAAUGUAGAAGCUAUCGAGUUAAAGACAUUUGAUAAUAAAUCCGGUACUAGUCAAUGUUUCCAGAGGAAGCGGGAUAUUUCGGCGCAUUCACCGCAGUUACCACGCCAACGACCACUUCCAGAUCCACGAAGACAAUAAUUUGCCAUAAGUCAAGAUUCCAUUUCAACAGCAACAAUAAUUCCAAAGCAAACUCAAAUAUCGGAUAAUUUUAAUGAAAAUUG